CUUCCCGCGGGACCGUGGUGAGGCGGCUGCGUGCGUUCCCGCGCGGGUCCCGGCGAUGUCGGCGCGGGGGUCCACGCCCGCAGUCCUCGGCCUCGGGUCCUGCCCGCUCCGCCUCCUCCUCCUGCUUCAGUUGGUCGCCGGGCGCUGGGGCCCGGCCGGCGCCGGGGGCGGCGCGCCUGGAGGAUUAGCUGAACCAUCCAUUGUUGCAAAACAUGAAGAUAGUUUGUUUAAGGAUUUAUUUCAAGACUACGAAAGAUGGGUUCGUCCUGUGGAACACCUGAAAGACAAAAUAAAAAUAAAGUUUGGCCUUGCAAUAUCUCAAUUAGUGGAUGUGGAUGAAAAAAAUCAGUUAAUGACAACGAAUGUCUGGUUGAAGCAGGAGUGGAGAGAUGUAAAGUUAAGAUGGCACCCUGGCGACUACGGUGGAAUAAAAGUUAUACGCGUCCCUUCAGACUCUCUCUGGACCCCAGACAUUGUUUUGUUUGACAAUGCAGAUGGACGUUUUGAAGGGGCCAGCACGAAAGCGGUCGUCAGGUACGACGGCACGGUCACCUGGACUCCGCCCGCAAACUACAAGAGUUCCUGCACCAUAGAUGUCACGUUUUUCCCGUUUGAUCUCCAAAACUGCUCCAUGAAAUUUGGUUCUUGGACUUACGAUGGAUCACAGGUUGAUAUAAUUUUGGAGGACCAAGAUGUGGACAAGAGAGAUUUUUUUGACAAUGGAGAAUGGGAGAUUGUGAGCGCAACGGGAAGCAAAGGAAACAGAACGGAUGGCUCCUGCUGGUACCCUUAUGUCACCUACUCAUUUGUAAUUAAGCGUCUGCCUCUCUUUUACACCUUGUUCCUUAUUAUACCCUGUAUUGGGCUCUCGUUUUUAACUGUGCUUGUCUUCUAUCUCCCCUCAAAUGAAGGUGAGAAGCUCAGUCUCUGCACGUCAGUCCUGGUCUCUCUGACUGUCUUCCUUCUGGUUAUUGAAGAGAUCAUACCCUCGUCUUCUAAAGUAAUACCUCUGAUUGGAGAGUAUCUGGUGUUCACCAUGAUCUUCGUGACGCUGUCGAUCAUGGUGACUGUCUUCGCUAUCAACAUCCACCAUCGCUCUUCCUCAACACACGAUGCGAUGGCACCUUGGGUCCGCAGGAUAUUUCUCCACAGGCUCCCCAAACUGCUGUGCAUGAGAAGUCAUGCAGACAGGUACUUCGCUCAGAGAGAGGGCACUGAGAGCGAUAGACCGGAGUCUUCUAGAAACACGUUGGAAGCUGCGCUUGAUUCCAUCCGCUACAUUACAAGGCAUGUCAUGAAGGAGAAUGACGUCCGUGAGGUGGUUGAAGAUUGGAAAUUCAUAGCACAGAUUGCCCAUGAGAACAUUUUACCUGCAUGACUGAAUAACUGACUCAACAUUUGAUCUAAAAAUGGCAGCAAAAUAUCUGAACUGUACUGGGGAGAACCUAGUGCUGGUACCCUGGCAACCAGUGCCAGCUUAUAAUCAACAGUGAAGCUCAUCUUUUGAUUGUGUUGGAAAAUUCCUGUUGUAUUUGAAGACUGAUUUCAGGACUUUUUCUGAAUUUGGUAAAGGUACACAUUUAAAAGUUUUCUUUCUUUCUGUCCUGUAUCCACAGAGUAACAGCUAAUCUUUAGCAUAUUCUUAUGCUGUGAUAUUAAAUAAGCUGACUACCUGGUGUGAUUCGAUCUAAUGUGAUGCUGCUGCUUUUCUGUAACCAACAUUGUAAAGAAUGAAAAAUGGGAAUUUCUUUAAGGAUUAUUUUAUUUCUUAGAUGCUUAAACUGAACAAUUAUUGUAUUUAUUUUUGUAGCUUACCUUCCAUUGUAAAAUCACAGUAGAUAACUCUUAUGGAGAUGCACUGGUAUCUUCUUAACAUUAACUUUAACCCCCUUAUCCACAUUUUCCAUAAUUAACCUUCUUCUAUAUAAAUUGCUGUAGCAUUUCUGUAUCCUUAAUCUGAGUCCUCUACGAUUAAGUGAAUCCCAUUUUAAAAACAUGUCCAUGGGUGCUCCCAAAUCAUACUGUGAAAACCCACCUUCAAGAUUAAAGAUGGUUUCUAAUUAGAUAGAAAUGCGUUGUUACAUGGCUGUCACAUCUCCGUUUCAUCUCCUUCUUUCCAGCAGUCACAGUACUAGAGCCGUAGAGCUGCAGGGUCUCUAGAUGUGAUGCAGUCUCACCAAUUACUGCUCAUUCAGGACCUACCACGUGUCACAGGUAACCAAGUAAGAGUCCAUGUGUGAGUGCCCUGAUUCAGCCAUGGUAGGAGUAAAACACUGCUGAAGCCCUGCAUUUUAUCUGGAACUCAUAGCUCUUGAGAGAACAAAUGCCUUAUUUAUAGUAAGUAACCCAUCUAAGGUCAAGUCUGCUUUGGAAGGCAGAGGGGAUCCUGUCUCAUUUGUGUUUUAUUGUAGGCACAUGUUUAAUGUUAUUUAACAAGUGAAAGUCUGGUUUGAGGAGUUUAAAUUGUCUGUUAGCUCUCUUAGCACAUGUAUAUCCCUAAUUCCUCUUCUACCUCCGUUACUGUUACUUAAAAUUUCUAUAAGUGAGUAAAUUUUGUAGAAAUCUUCCUUUGACUUACCGAAACAUGAGUCACAGUAAGCCGCCAUACUGUCUGUUUUAUUUUCGCAACACCAGAGCAUCAGAAUGACUAGUGAGAAGAUUAAAACGGUCUCUGCAAACCCUCGUCUCCUACUGAUGGCCAUUGAGAUUCAGAACUGCAGUAUGGAAUGCUCCCUUCUUAAUAAUCUGUCUGUAGCAGUGGUUCUCAAUUGGGGACACUUUUGCACUUGAUGGGACACUUAAUUUUUGUAGACAUUUUUGGUUGUCAUCACUGACAAGGGGACCUGGGAGGAUGUCUGGACAUCUAGUGGGUAGAGGCCAGGAUGCUGAUGAAAAUCCUCCGAUGUUCCCUCCAGUGCAGAAUGAUCUGGCCAAAAAUGCCAAUAGUGCCAAGGGUGAGAAAUGCUGUUCCAAAGGUGUAUUAGCACUGAGUGUGUGACUAGGCACACCUACUCAUAGCAUAGUUCCUUGGGACCAUGCAAGAUAACAAGCAGGCGCUCUGUGACGGGGGCACGGCCCUCAGACUCUCGGAAAACAGUGAUGAACGAGGAGUGCCUGGGAGAAACGGUAGUGGGUGGGGCACUGCUGAAAUAGUACAAAACUCCAAGGAGAUUACCGGCCAAGACAACCCUGGGGGCAAUCUGCUGUGAUACUGAACCAAAUGGAUUUUCACAUUUCUGAGCAACGUUCUGCUAUCCAGUUAUGCCUCAACCACCAAAAAAGGGGAAACAGUUUUCAUAUUUAGUCCAUAUUUACAUAUUCUGUAGUCGAGUAUACUACUUAACACGGCAGAACUAUAUUUUGAUGUUUCUCUACUUUACCAAAAAGGCUGGUUAAAUGUUCAUUUAUCUACAAUAAAUGCUCUCGACUUUUUU
Suricata suricatta (meerkat) is the source of this 3434-nucleotide messenger RNA. RefSeq names its product cholinergic receptor nicotinic alpha 5 subunit (gene CHRNA5). Gene Ontology annotation, molecular function: acetylcholine-gated monoatomic cation-selective channel activity; transmembrane signaling receptor activity. The record is from RefSeq and is a predicted model, not a curated record. Bases 56 to 1378 code for a protein of 440 amino acids. NCBI's taxonomy places the organism in Eukaryota, Metazoa, Chordata, Mammalia, Carnivora, Herpestidae. Gene Ontology annotation, biological process: regulation of membrane potential; nervous system process; chemical synaptic transmission. Gene Ontology annotation, cellular component: postsynaptic membrane; neuron projection; synapse. The transcript has 7 exons.